Messenger RNA from Corylus avellana, 1654 nucleotides. Lineage: Eukaryota; Viridiplantae; Streptophyta; Magnoliopsida; Fagales; Betulaceae. The record is from RefSeq and is a predicted model, not a curated record.
GAAUCGAUCCAUUUUUGAAUUCGUACAUUGUGAACAGAGGGUUUUCAGAGAUGGCAGCAAAUCAGCAAGAGUUGAGAAGUAUGUUCAGCACAAACAAUUUCAUCACUUUGCUUUGGCUGCUUGUGUUAGUGGUGUUUGCAGCAUUGGGCACCGUCAAGUCCCAGUCAAUCGUCGAGACCCUACCGGGCUUUCCCGGAAAACUUCCUUUCAAACUUGAAACUGGAUAUGUGGGCGUGGGGGAUGCCGACGAUGUGCAACUGUUUUACUACUUCAUUGAAUCCGAGGGGAACCCAAAGAAGGACCCUCUCUUGCUCUGGCUCACAGGAGGCCCUGGUUGUUCUUCUCUCACCGGACUCCUUUACGAAAUUGGUCCAUUGUCAUUUAAUUAUGAAGAUUUCGAUGGAAAUCUACCAACAUUUUUGUUGAACCCAUAUUCAUGGACAAAGGUUGCUAGCAUAAUAUUUUUAGAUGCUCCCGUUGGCUCGGGAUUCUCAUAUGCAACAAGCUCCCAAGGUUACAAUAUCACAGAUCUAACAUCUGCAGCACAAACCUAUGAAUUCUUGAGGAAGUGGUUAAAGGAUAUUCACCCAGAAUUCAUGUCGAAUGUACUAUACGUUGGUGGUGAUUCAUAUUCCGGCAUCAUCGUUCCUAUCAUUGUUCAAGAAAUACAUGACGGUAACAGUGUCGGACGCUCGCCGUUAAUAAAGCUCAGUGGGUACUUGCUUGGCAACCCAGUAACAGAUAGACGUGGCGAUGCCAAUGCAAAAGUAGAAUAUGCUCGUGGCAUGGCACUUAUAUCUGAUGAACUCUAUCAGGCGGUCAAAAGAAGCUGUGACGGUGAGUACGUGGUUGUAGAUCCAGAAAAUGUAGAAUGUUUGAAAGAUCUUGAAGCUGUGACGAGGUGCAUCGAAAAACUCGAUCCCGCCAACAUUUUGGAACCCUAUUGUCCUCUAAUUUCCCCAAAAUCAGAUGGAGUAAGAUGGAAUAUUCAAGCAUUUCUUGAACAAAAUCCUAUGUUGAUUCAUAUGCCUCAUUCAUGGUCUAAACCUCCUGCCUUAUGGUGCCGGGUUUAUACAUACGUUCUCUCUUACAUUUGGUGUAAUGAUGAAAAUGUACAAAAGGCUCUUCACAUCCGGAAGGGAACAAUAAAGAAUUGGGUAAGAUGUAAUGAGAGCAUGUCCUACACAUAUGAUGUUAUCAGUACCGUUGAUUAUCAUCGAAAUUUCACCGAGAUCACAGGUUAUCGAUCGUUGAUUUUGUGGGCACCCUAGAAUGGAUAAGAUCCCUCAACAUGACUCUCAAUGAUGUUUGGGAGCCAUGGCUCGUGGAUGGUCAAGUUGCCGGGUACACAAUGGACUUCGUGAAGAAUCAAUAUAGUAUGACUUAUGCUACGGUCAAGGGAGCGGGUCACACAGCUCCGGAGUACAAGCCUAAACAAUGUUUUGCCAUGGCGGAUAGGUGGUUUGCUCACUACCCUCUAUGAUCUAACAGCUUCGGACGUUCUGAACAUCUUGAGACGGAGCCAGAUGUUCAGAACAGAGCUAGAAUUUUGUAAUUUGAAGGGCUAAAGUAUGAAUGAACGGUUAAAUCUAAUUUUAAUAAGGUUUCAAUUCUAGUUUGUAAACCUAAAAAUACAUAUUUAUUUAACUUAAUA